ACCAAACACUUAUAUGAGAAAUUUAAAUUGAAAUGGUAAUGAUAUUAAUCACUUUGUGUUUAACUACCAUCCUUGCACUUCUCCUAAAAUACAUCCUCCAAAGAACCUCCACAAACAAGUUUAACCUACCACCAUCCCCAUGGCGACUUCCGGUGAUCGGAAACCUCCAUCAGCUCAGCCUCAAUACUCACCGCUCUCUUCGUUCUUUGAGUCUCCGAUAUGGACCACUCAUGCUCCUUCAUUUCGGCCGUACACCAGUCCUCAUAGUCUCCUCCGCUGAGGUUGCUCAUGAAGUCAUGAAGACACAUGAUCUUGUUUGUGCAAACCGCCCAAAAACAAAAGUGGUCGAUAAAAUUCUGAGUGGUGGGAGAGAUGUGGCUUUUGCUCCUUAUGGAGAAUAUUGGAGACAAAUGAAGAGUAUAUGCAUCCAAAAUCUACUCAACAACAAAAUGGUUAGGUCUUAUGAGAAGAUAAGAGAAGAAGAGAUUAAACUAAUGAUCGAAAAGUUGAAAAAAGCAAGUUGUUCAUCUUCAUCCUCACCGGUAAAUCUAAGCCAACUCUUAAUGACUUUGACAAAUGAUAUAAUAUGUAGAGCUGCCUUGGGAAGAAAAUAUAGUAGCAAGAAAGAUAAGAUUGAUGUAGAGAACAUAGUGAGGACAUUUGCUGCACUCUUAGGUGAGUUUCCUAUUGGAGAAUACAUUCCUAGUUUGUCUUGGAUCGAUAAGAUGCGCGGUCUUGAUCAUAAAAUGGAGGAAGUAGAUAAAAGGUUUGAUGAAUUUUUGGAAAGAGUUGUUAAAGAACAUGAAGAAGCAAAUAAAGAGACCAGAUCCGACUUGGUUGAUAAGUUGCUAAUGAUUCAAAGCGAUAAGACGGGACAAUUCGAGCUUGAGAAAAGUGCCUUAAAACUUAUCAUAUGGGAUAUGUUCUUAGCUGGAACGGCAACAACUCUAUCAUUUCUUGAAUGGACAAUGACAGAGCUUAUGAGACAUCCAAAGGCCAUGAAGAAACUUCAAGAAGAGGUUCGUUCAAAGUCACCACAAGAUUUAUUUAUAACGGAGAAAGAAGCUGAGAAGAUGAAUUAUUUACAAGCUGUUAUUAAGGAGGCUUUACGGUUGCGUCCACCGGCUCCAUUGUUGGUUCCACGAGUAUUUAGCGAAAAUGUCAAGUUAAAAGGAUACAAUGUUCCUUCAGGCACACAGGUUAUAGUCAAUGCUUGGGCAAUCCAACGAGACACUAUAACAUGGGGGCAAGAUGCUGAAGAGUUUAGGCCGGAAAGGCAUUUAGACUCGGAUUUGGAUUUUCAAGGACAAGAUUUUAAGUUUAUUCCGUUUGGAUCGGGAAAAAGAAUAUGUCCCGGAAUAGGAUUCACAUCGGCGUUGAUCGGGGUGACAUUGGCCAACAUUGUGAAACGGUUCAACUGGAGAAUGGAUGUCCAACCAGAAAGGGUUCAAGAUGAUCUAACUGAAGCAACCGGCCUUGUGAUUUUCCGCAAAUUCCCUCUUAUGGCUAUCCCAUCUUCUGCUUGAUUUCGAACCUAUCUCUUUUAGCCUUAUUCGUGAAUAAAACAUUGCAACUUUGCAUGGUCUAAGUACAUUCAUAAUAUGAUAAGACUUGUAAUACAAUUCUUGAUUUAAGAGAAACUCUA
This is a messenger RNA of Capsella rubella, 1645 nucleotides long. RefSeq names its product cytochrome P450 71A20. NCBI's taxonomy places the organism in Eukaryota, Viridiplantae, Streptophyta, Magnoliopsida, Brassicales, Brassicaceae. Gene Ontology annotation, molecular function: heme binding; monooxygenase activity; oxidoreductase activity, acting on paired donors, with incorporation or reduction of molecular oxygen. The coding region runs from base 33 to 1526 and encodes 497 amino acids. The transcript has 3 exons. The record is from RefSeq and is a predicted model, not a curated record.